Molecule: messenger RNA, 1270 nt
Organism: Porites evermanni
Lineage: Eukaryota; Metazoa; Cnidaria; Anthozoa; Scleractinia; Poritidae
Source: the annotation of a GenBank genome assembly
AUGCCCGUCCCUUCCAUCGAAUCUGUUAACAGCACAAGCGCCUCAAAUAUAGGAGAUUUGUUACAAGAAGGCGACUUUCAAAAGGGAGCCAAAAUCACUGCUUUCGUUUUUCUCAUGUUAUUGUCUAUGCUGGGCAACGCUUUGUUAAUCGCGGUCGUGUACAAAAACGCUAAUCAAAGAAUGAGGACUCCAAGUAAUUACUUCAUCUUUAACAUGGCCUGUGCUGAUGUUUUGCUCACUGUAUACACCGUUCCAGUCAGCAGUGUCACCACUGCAUAUAGCCACCAAUGGCUUAUCACGGGAGUCGCCGGCGAACUGCUUUGCCGUUUAUCACAGUUCAUUGGUCAAAUGUCAGUCUUAGUCUCCACUGGAAGUUUGCUUGUGACUGCCUUGGAUCGUUUUUUUCUGGUGUUUUACCCACUCAAGAGAAUAAUAACUCUUCGUAUCGCCCGGUUAUUGAUUGGCCUCAUUUGGAUUUUUGCGAUCGUGUUCACGGUGCCGUUAUNUUUGCCGUUUAUCACAGUUCAUUGGUCAAAUGUCAGUCUUAGUCUCCACUGGAAGUUUGCUUGUGACUGCCUUGGAUCGUUUUUUUCUGGUGUUUUACCCACUCAAGAGAAUAAUAACUCUUCGUAUCGCCCGGUUAUUGAUUGGCCUCAUUUGGAUUUUUGCGAUCGUGUUCACGGUGCCGUUAUUCAAAAUGACCACUUUAGUCGAAUUCAAGCCGGACCUCCAUGUUUGUACGUUCAAUUUUGGAAUCAUUAGAUACGUUAUCAUUUAUUUGUUAUUCUGCUACCCUGUGUUAGUAUUACUGCCUAUCAUUGCUAUCAUCCUUAUCUACAUUGCAAUUGGAUUCAAACUAAAACACACCAUAGCACCUGGCAACCAACUCCCUUCAAAUCAACAUCGACGGGAACAGAUGAACCGCAAGAUAUUAACAAUGCUUGUCACUGUUGUUGCUGUGCUAAUCGUCUGCCGUUUUCCGUUCAUUCUUGGAAUGAUGGCUUGUUUCUCUGGUUUAAAAGCUUUUUGCUCAUGGAACUUUCUUUUCCUUGGAUGGUUUCUGGUAUGCUUUAACAGUGGAAUUAAUCCUUGGAUCUAUUUCAUCUUUAAUGAGCAAUUCCGUCAAGGUGCGAAAUUACUGCUACAGAAGCUACUUCCGCGCUGUUUUAAAGUCACAAAUGAAGUGGAAAUGUUGGAAUCGACUGGACGUCAAAUCAAACAGCGCACAUCACAAACACACGAGAGUAGCCACGCGUGGAGUUCUCGGUAA